This is a messenger RNA of Camelina sativa (false flax), 831 nucleotides long. RefSeq lists its product as uncharacterized. NCBI's taxonomy places the organism in Eukaryota, Viridiplantae, Streptophyta, Magnoliopsida, Brassicales, Brassicaceae. The record is from RefSeq and is a predicted model, not a curated record.
UCAUCGGGUAAGGCUUUCGGUUUCCACCUUAAUAGGAAAGGUGCUGGGCCGGUUUGGCCCAAACCUUUAUAUAAGGUGAAGCAGGCUUCUAUCGAGAAGCAUCCUUAGCUAAGUCUUGAAAAUGAUAUGGGGGUUUCCGGAACUAGUGAUUCACAAGCAGUUAGGGACCUGGAGGGAUAUUCUCAUAAGGGUGAUGGGGUGGCUUCUAUGGCUAUGGAUUUUGUGGUAGAAACUGAUGAUCUGCUUGAGGAUGGUGAGUUUGAUGAUAAUGCCAAGGGUGAUCUCAAGGCUGUCCAAGAAGAGGUUGCUUCCCCAGUACAGGGUACAGAGUUACAUACUGGUCAAGGGACUGAGUUACAAGCUGGUCAGGAGACUGAACUUCAGGGUGAAUCCGAUAGUGGUCCGCAAGGUGAUGGGAACGAACAAAAGAUGAUGGGGAAACAGGGUAAGACUACAAUGGGCGGUAAACCUUCGGAUGGUGGUCGUCUAGGCAAGAAAGGGAUGGGGGCUCUCCCGAAACUGCCGGCUAGAACGUGAAGAUUCUGAGUUGGAACUGUCAGGGCAUAUGGGCUGAUCUGACAGAAGAAUAGUUGGGAGAUUUGUGGAAGCAUCAGCCAGACAUUUUUUUUUAUCAGAAACAAAAAAAGUUAUUCUUAUUUACAAAAAUUUCAGAAGAAGUUUGGUUAUAAUAAUUUGUAUACUGUUGAUCCCCACGGUUCUAGUGGUGGGAUAGCUUUAUUUUUCAUGGAUGAAAUAAAACAUUCUGUUUUAUAUGAUAGUGAUCGAAUCAUUGAUGUACAAGCGUUCUUUGGUCAACAUUUGUUUUUUUUU